Molecule: messenger RNA, 1771 nt
Organism: Hydra vulgaris (swiftwater hydra)
Lineage: Eukaryota; Metazoa; Cnidaria; Hydrozoa; Anthoathecata; Hydridae
Product: sialate O-acetylesterase
Biological process (GO): carbohydrate metabolic process
Molecular function (GO): sialate O-acetylesterase activity
Source: RefSeq, a predicted model, not a curated record
AAACGUAUACAACGAUUACACGGGAAAACGCAUUUUUGCGUUAUGCAACUUUUAUAACUUAAUAAAAGAAGAGGUUUAAAGUUUUUGAAGAAAAAAGUACUCAUAAUGAUUUCGUUAAUUUUCAAACUUAUUUUAAUAUCAACGCAAAUUAUUUGCUAUCAAUCAUCAAUAGUUCAGAAAAAUCUUGGAUCACAAAUAAUACUUAAACAUUUCGAAUCACCGGUAUUUCGAUUUGCAAAUCAUUACGCUGAUCACAUGGUUUUGCAAAAAAGUCCAUAUAGAGCAGUUAUUUGGGGAUUUGGACAAGAAAAUAGCGACGUAAUUAUAGAAGUAAAAGAAAAACGUUAUGGGACUGUCGUUCAAAAAAAUGCUUAUGGAGAAAAUGUUUGGAAUGUUACCUUGGAUCCGCAAGAUUCGGAGCAACCAAUUUUAAUUCAGGGAUUUUCAAUAGUUGGCAAUCAUUUAGUGACUAUUGAAUUAAAAGACGUGUUAUUUGGAGAUGUAUGGAUUUGUGGAGGACAAAGUAACAUGCAGUUUCCAACAAACGAGGCGUUUACUUCAAAUGAGGAACUGAAUAUCUCUUCAAAGUACACAAAUGUUCGUUUAUUCACCGCAGGACGAUAUUAUACAAAUGUAGCAAUAAGAGAGAUUUCGACAUCUAAUAUUUUGCAACAAUGGACUCUACCAUCAAGAGAUAGUGUGGCAUCUUUUUCUGCAGUUUGCUGGAUGUAUGGAAGGAAACUGUAUGAUAUCUAUAAAGUGCCAAUCGGGUUAAUCUCAUCUAACCAAGGAGGAUCUUGUAUAGAGUCUUGGUCAUCUCCUCAAACUCUUAAAGUUUGCAAUGCAACAUCUAAAUAUCCUGUUACAUUUAAUAACGACAAUGUUUUAUGGAAUGCUAUGAUUUCUCCAUUUCUAAAAACUACAAUUUACGGAGCGAUAUGGUAUCAAGGGGAACAAAACGCUAUAAACCCCGAGGGAUACAACUGCACUUUUCCUGCAAUGAUAAAUGGUUGGCGAAAGGAAUGGAGUGACGGAACAGGGGGAGAAACAAAUAUAAAAUUUCCAUUUGGAUUUGUACAGCUUGCAUCAUUCAACGACGGAACCACACCUGGGUUCCCAACACUUCGUUGGCUUCAAACUGCCGGCUAUGGUUAUGUACCAAACAAACAACAAGAAAACACUUUUAUGGCAGUUGCUAUGGAUUUGGCUGAUAACAAUUCACCUUAUGGAAGUAUCCACCCAAGGGAUAAAGCAGAUGUUGCAGAAAGGUUAGUCUUAGCAGUAAGAUCAGUUGUCUAUAAAGAAAAUGUCUAUUGGACCGGACCAAUAUUUAGUAAAGCAGCUAUUUGUUUACCUUUCGGUAUAAAAUCAACAACGAUACAAAAUAUAGUUGUAUACUACACAGUAGAAUCAGUUGAAGCACAAAGCAUUAUAAUUGCCAGUUUGGAUGGGUUUGAGGUACUACAGAGCAACGGAAAUUGGAUUCAAGCGCAAGUGUCUUAUUCGAUAAACAACAAAGUUCUUUUGACAACUAACGUCACUGAUGUUUAUGCGCUAAGAUACGCUUGGAAACCAAAUCCUUGUGCAUUUAAGAGCUGUGCAAUUUAUUCGGCCUCAAAUCUACCAAGCCCGCCCUUCAUAAACUAUGGUCCGUUUCAUUAUAUUUUUCCCUUAAUAGGUAAUAGUUAUACAAAAAAAAAUAUUAAGAUGAAAUUGAAUCACAAGGAUGCCAAAAUUUGUCAGUUUCAGUAAAAAGUAAACAAAAAACUGU